CGCUAGCGCGGAGGCGGUACCGGGCGCGGCGCAGAGCGGAGCGGAGGAUGCCGCGGGCGGGGGCUGCCGCCAGCCCCGGUCCCGGUUGUGGUAUUGGUGCCGGGCGGGGGGACACCCCACCGCGUCCCACCCGCUGAGCUGCGGCCCGGCCAUGGGGGCUCUGACCAGCCGGCAAAACGCAGGCGUGGAGGAAGUGGAUGUCCCUGCGAAUUCCGUCUACAGAUAUCCCCCGAAAUCCGGGAGCUACUUUGCCAACCACUUCAUCAUGGGCGGUGAGAAGUUCGACUCCACACACCCCGAGGGUUACCUCUUCGGCGAGAACAGCGACCUCAACUUCCUGGGCAACCGUCCUGUGGUGUUCCCUUACGCUGCUCCACCUCCUCAGGAACCUGUGAAGACCCUCAGGAGCUUAAUCAACAUCCGCAAGGACACCCUGCGCCUGGUCAAGUGCUCGGAGGAGGUGAAGACCCCGGGGGAAGAAGUCAGCAAAGCCAAGGUGCACUACAACGUGGAGUUCACCUUCGACACGGACGCCCGUGUGGCCAUAACCAUCUACUACCAAGCCACCGAGGAGUUUCACAAUGGGGUGGCAAGCUACAUCCCCAGGGACAACAGCCUGCAGUCGGAGACAGUGCACUACAAGCGAGGGGUGUGCCAGCAGUUCUGCCUGCCCUCCCACACCGUCGACCCCUCCGAAUGGAGCGAGGAGGAGCUGGGCUUUGACAUGGACCGGGAGGUGUACCCCAUGGUGGUGCAAGCUGUGGUGGAUGAAGGAGAGGAGCACAUCGGGCACUGCCAUGUGCUGCUGGCCACCUUUGAGAAGCACAGCGAUGGCACCUUCUGCGUGAAGCCUCUCAAGCAGAAGCAAGUGGUGGAUGGUGUGAGCUACCUUCUACAGGAGAUCUACGGCAUCGAGAACAAGUACAACACGCAGGACUCCAAGGUGGCCGAGGACGAGGUGAGCGACAACAGCGCCGAGUGUGUGGUCUGCCUGUCGGACGUCCGCGACACCCUCAUCCUGCCCUGCCGCCACCUCUGCCUCUGCAACACCUGCGCCGACACCCUGCGCUACCAGGCCAACAACUGCCCCAUCUGCAGGCUGCCUUUCCGAGCCUUGCUUCAAAUCCGAGCCAUGAGGAAGAAGCUGGGACCCCUCUCGCCCACCAGCUUCAACCCCAUCAUCGCCUCGCAGACCUCCGACUCAGAGGAGCACUCGUCCUCGGAGAACAUCCCCCCGGGUUAUGAGGUGGUGUCGCUGCUGGAGGCUCUCAACGGGCCGCUGACGCCCUCACCGGCUGCCCUGCCCCGGCGAGUGCUUGGGGACCCCCCGGGAGCAGGGACCCUGCCCUCCUACGGCAGCGAGGGUCCCCUGCCCCCCCUGCGGGCGCUCUCGCCCCUCGAGCGUCUCCCCGACUGUGGUCCUCCGGGGCUCAAGCUGAAGAAGAGCCUCUCCAAGUCUAUCUCACAGAACUCCUCCAUUCUGCCCGAAGAGGAGGACGAGAAGUCCUGCACUGAGUCGGAGCUGAGGGUCCCCAGGAGAUCCCCUGGCCGGUGCGAGGAGGAAUGUGGAGCCACACCAGAGAGUGAAAACCUCACCCUGUCGUCGUCAGGAGCCAUCGACCAGUCCUCGUGCACCGGGACCCCUCUCUCCUCCACCAUCUCCUCCCCAGAAGAGCCUGUCAGCAGCAGCCUGGCUCAGUCCGUCAUGUCCAUGGCCUCCUCCCAGAGCCAGCACUCCCAGCUCAGCACUGACACCGUGUCCUCCAUGUCUGGCUCCUACGUUGCUCCUGGCACAGAGGAGGAGGAGGAAGGGGACAUGCUCCCCUCGCCUGUGGCUGCCAGUGCCACAGCCUCUGAUGGAGAGUCGACGCCUGUGGAGUCUCCAGACCUGAACUUCGUCAGCAUCUCGGCGGAGGAGCGUGACGCCGAGGGCAACGAUGUGCUGGAAGAUGAGGACGCCUCUCCCACGCAGGAAGACGGCCCGAGGACAGGAGCUUUCCUCGGUCUGAGGUGUGACAAUAACAAUGACUUGGGCAUCGCACACGUGAGAGCGCUGGACAAUAAACUGUGCUCUGAGGCCUGCUUACCUGCUGCCGGGCCGGACUCCUGCCCCAUUAACAUUGAGGAAUAGGCCCAGAGGCAGCCAACAACAACCUGCUGCUGCAGCAGGCACCCUGACCCCAGCACCCCCCCAGCACCUGAGACCUGGAGCAGGCAGUGGCCGCCCUGCCCUUGUGAGGGCUCAGCCUCGGUGGGGGUAUGCACCCCAUUGCCCACUCGGAGUGACCCUGGUGUCCAGGUGCUGUGGGCACCUCCACUCCCUCCCCUCAGCUGCAGCAGGACUGAUUUUCAACAGCAAAGAUGGUAACCUCGACUUCUCCUCCCUAGGCCCCCUGUGCAGAGCAGGGGACAGAAGCCAUGUCACUUUGGAGCCUCUCAUUGUCACCUCCCUAUCCUCCAGCCUUCACAGGGAUGGGCUGGGGUCUCCUCCCACCCCUGACCAUCUUACGCCUUUGGGCUCCUUUCCUCCAGCAUGCAGAGCAGAUAAGACAAGGUCACCCCACAAAGGGGGGCUCUGGGACUUAGCCAGAGGGGAGUGAUGGGAGGGAGGUGGCCAGACGUGUGGGUUAGGGAUGAGUGUUGGCUUUGGCCUCCUCAGUGCACGAACCAGUGACCUCCACAGGGGCUGGGCCUUCCCAGGUCGCUGGCCCAGGUCCCUGCCAUGCCACGGGGUGUCCUCAUUACUGCACUGCUGCUGAUGCUGUCCCCUUGGCCCUCCCCCAUCCACCCCUGCUCUUUCCCUGGGUAGCAAGUGGACCCUUGGGCUAGCCAUGACAUUGUUUUUCCCAAGGGGAUGGAAUGGGGUGGCAGGGGUGGGCAGGGGACCUUGUACCCCUUGCCCAAGUCACCAGCCUCUGGGGCAUCACUAAUUUAACCUCACCGUCUUCCGCGCGCUGCGAGCUUGGGCUCGGGGCUGUGCUCUCUCUGGACCAAGUGCCAAAAGUGUCACCUCCCAUCCUACCCUCCCUGCCCUCUCCAUUGCACUUUGUAGCAGGGGGUGGAUGAGGCUGUGGGAGCUGCCCCCCAGCCCCUCCAUCUCCAUCUCUCUGGCCAGCAUUGGGCUGACUGUAAGCAGGGGACAGGCAUGCAGGGACGCCAGUGGGGUAGGGAUGCAGCCACAGACCUUGGGGCUGUUGGCAGAGCCUUGACUCUACUCCAGAGAGCAUCAGGGACAGUCAGAAGCCACUUCGAGGAGCAUCAGGCCCAGCAUCCCAAUCUAGCAAGCUCUGUAGCUGUUUGGGACAGCCCAGGGAGGUAGGAGCUGAGCCCUCCUUUUCCCUCUACUUGUUUUUCUCUGUCAUGAACCCCGGGACACCUCGUGACACAGCUGUGACAGCAAAGACACCUCCUGCUUGCAGGAGAAAACCACAUUUCAGAGCUAUGCUAGGACAGAGAAGUUCAUGCAGUGAAGGCAAUGUCCCCCAGCAGCUGCACGGUGUGUGUGAGGGGCACGUCCACACUGCCCAUCCCCAAUGGCCGUGGCUCCUAAAGGGGCACAGAUCCCUUUUGUGGGCCAGGGAAUGUUUUCUCCACCUGGUCACAGCCAGGGCCAUGGUAGCUGCUUGCUUCAUGGCCCUGGUAUGGGUCCUGUUGCAGGAGAGAGUCAGUGUUAGCUAUCCCAUGGCUCCCUCCACCCCACCAUGGCUCCCAUCAGCUCAGUACUCCCAAAUUUCUCCAUGGAAAGAUGGGUGCUGGAUGUGGGGUGACAGCUCUGAACUGACUGCCCCUGUGAUGGGAGCUGCUGACAGCAGAGAGAGCCAGAGUGGUGCCAUCAAGCCUUGUGCCCCACUCAGGGACACGCUGCCAUGGUGGGGGGUAACCCACAGCUUUGGGUGUCCCAGCCUUGAGGAGCACCGGGCACAGGGAGAGCAUUGGGGGUUCACUGUCGUGUCGAGCUGACAAAACCAGGGGGGCCCAGGAGGCCAACUGCUCCCCCACCCUCCAGCAUGGGCAGGGGAGGGAAAAUUGAGCUGAUGCUCAAGGGUGGUUCAUCUACCAAAGUCCAACCUUCCUUGUGGUUUUGAAGGGGCUGAUAAGAGCUCUCUAACCUGGCCGGGCACCAUGGUGUAUGGCUGCAGCUGUGCUGGUGGCUGCCACCAGGUCAGGGUAGAACAGGCAGGUCCUUGCUCAGGAGAGUUCUGGGAGGUGCCAGGAGGGUUUCCUGGCUGCUCCAAGCUGUGUCCCCAAGGCUGCAGGAAUGGCCAAGCAAGCUCGUGGGGUGGCUGUAGUAGCAGGAUGGCUGUGUGUGGGCACCUGCUGCUCACUCAGAGGGACCAAGCUGCUGGUGAAGACUAUGGGAGCUGGGAGGAUGCUGCAGCUGAGUGGCGUGCUGCUGCCUGAGCGUGAGCAAAGAAAUCCUCCACCACUGCACAGGAGAGAUGGGAUUUGGCCAUGGCUGACACCAGUGCCAUCCUGAGCCACCCAGAAGGGACAAAGGGUGGGCAAAAGCCUCCAGUGCCAGCAGCGUGGGGUGAAAGGCAGCAGCCUCUUGUCUCAUGGGCAGCCUCUUGUUCCAGAGCUCCACCCAUCAGGGAUUUAAGGAAGGAAACCAGGUUGCUGCUUCCAACUUUGCUUUGAGCAUGUUUUGGAUUUUCAGAGUAUGUUUAAUAAAGGGUAUCUUACAUUGACAAA
Messenger RNA from Pogoniulus pusillus (Red-fronted tinkerbird), 4692 nucleotides. RefSeq names its product ring finger protein 157 (gene RNF157). Gene Ontology annotation, molecular function: ubiquitin protein ligase activity. Gene Ontology annotation, biological process: protein ubiquitination. NCBI's taxonomy places the organism in Eukaryota, Metazoa, Chordata, Aves, Piciformes, Lybiidae. Gene Ontology annotation, cellular component: cytoplasm. The record is from RefSeq and is a predicted model, not a curated record. The transcript has 20 exons. The coding region runs from base 152 to 2131 and encodes 659 amino acids.